Penicillium daleae is the source of this 2784-nucleotide messenger RNA. Its product is annotated as plasma-membrane proton-efflux P-type ATPase. Gene Ontology annotation, cellular component: plasma membrane. The record is from RefSeq and is a predicted model, not a curated record. Lineage: Eukaryota; Fungi; Ascomycota; Eurotiomycetes; Eurotiales; Aspergillaceae. Gene Ontology annotation, biological process: regulation of intracellular pH; proton export across plasma membrane. The transcript is spliced from 4 exons. Gene Ontology annotation, molecular function: ATP binding; ATP hydrolysis activity; P-type proton-exporting transporter activity. Bases 1 to 2784 code for a protein of 927 amino acids.
AUGUCGGUCAGCAGCCACCCGCCGGAUCACGAAAGUGACCAGGAGGACAAGGAGACUGUGGCCACCCCUGAAACCAAUGACAGCCCUAGCCCUGUCAUUCACUCCUAUGUCGGCCUCGAUGAACUGGCUCAGCAGGAAACUGCCAAUGACAUUGACCUUCUCAUUGCUGAACUUGAGGAGGAGGAUGGCAAAGAGCCUGACCCUGAGGUGAUCACCAGUGGCGAUGGCACUGACCUUCGCUACCACGCUGAUCUGCUUGAAAUCAACGUCAACCUUGGCCUGAACGAUGCUGAGAUCAUCGCUGCACGCCGCAAGUAUGGCCGAAACCGUCUGAAGCAGGAACACCGCAACAACCUGGUGAAGUUUCUCGUGCUCUUCGUUGGUCCUGUUCAAUUUGUCAUGGAGGCCUCUGCGCUCCUAGCUGCCGCACUGCAGGAUUGGGUGGACUUCGGAGUCAUCUGCGGUCUGCUGAUUCUCAAUGCUGUGGUUGGGUUCCUCCAGGAAUACCAUGCAGGAAACAUCGUCGACAGCCUCAAGCAGACACUGGCUCUAAAGGCUACCGUGACCCGAAAUGGACAUGUUCUGGAGAUAGAUGCAGAGGAAGUUGUUCCUGGUGAUGUCGUUCACCUCGAAGAUGGUACAAUCAUCCCGGCUGAUGGUGUCAUCGUCGGUGAAGGGGCUCACCUGCAAGUUGACCAGUCCUCCAUCACUGGUGAAUCUCUCGCAGUCGACAAGCACGACAAUGACAAUUGUUUCGCCUCAUCCGCCGUCAAGCGAGGAACUGCUCAUAUGGUUGCAACUGCAAUUGGUGAUAAAACCUUUGUGGGACGGGCUGCAGCACUUGUGAAUCUUGCGGAUAACAGUACUGGUCAUUUCACCAUGGUGCUGAAUGGAAUCAGCAUGAUUCUCCUGGGCCUAGUGAUCAUCACUUUGUUCAUUGUCUGGGUGGCAUCUUACUACCGUUCGAACCCUAUCAGAGAUAUUCUGGAUUUCACUCUGGCAAUCACAGUUGUUGGAGUACCAGUUGGUCUUCCUGCAGUCGUCACCACCACUAUGGCUGUUGGCGCAUCGUAUCUGGCCAAACGACAAGCGGUCGUGCAGAAGCUGUCUGCGAUCGAGUCACUGGCGGGUGUAGAGAUUCUUUGUUCCGACAAGACCGGCACCCUGACCCGCAACAAGCUUGCCCUUGGUGACCCAUACACGACUCCCGAUGUAACCAAGAACGAUCUUAUGCUCACAUCCUGCCUUGCUGCAAGCCACAAGAAACGGGGACUCGAUGCCAUUGAUAGAGUCUUCCUCAAAGCUCUCAAGGCCUAUCCAGAGGUCAAGGCGACGAUCGGAUCAUACAAAGUCAUUGAGUUCCACCCAUUUGAUCCAGUCUCCAAGAAGGUUACGGCUGUUGUCGAGUCCCCCCAGGGCCAGCGAAUCAUCUGUGUCAAGGGAGCCCCCCUUCCAGUACUCCGGACUGUUAAGGAUGACCACCCUAUCGAUGAGGACGUCGAAACCGCAUAUCUUGAGAAGGUUACAGAGUUCGCCAGCCGUGGGUUCCGUGCCCUUGGAGUUGCUCGCAAGAUAGGUGACCAACCUUGGCAAAUUCUAGGAAUUGUGCCUUGCUUGGAUCCUCCUCGCUAUGACACUGCAAAGACUAUUGCCGAGGCCCAGCGACUUGGACUUUGCAUCAAGAUGCUGACUGGAGAUGCUGUGGGAAUUGCACGCGAGACUGCCCGCCAGCUCGGACUUGGAACCAACAUCUACAAUGCGGAGCGUCUGGGUGUCACAGGUGCUGGCGACAUGCCCGGGUCUGAAAUCAAUGACUUUGUCGAGGCUGCCGAUGGAUUUGCAGAGGUAUUCCCUCAGCACAAGUACAGCGUCGUGGAGAUUCUCCAGAAGCGAGGCCAUCUGGUUGCAAUGACUGGAGAUGGUGUCAAUGAUGCCGCGUCGCUGAAGAAGGCCGAUACUGGUAUUGCGGUCGAGGGAGCUUCCGAUGCUGCUCGCUCAGCUGCCGACAUUGUCUUCAUGGCUCCCGGAUUGUCUGCAAUCAUCGACGCCAUCAAGCUCUCCCGGCAGAUCUUCCACCGCAUGUACUCGUAUGUGAUCUAUCGCAUUGCGUUGUCCCUGCACCUCAUGAUCUUCUUCGGCCUGUGGAUUAUCGUCCAGAACAUGGUCAUGGAUCUCCGCUAUGUUGUCCUGCUGGCCAUCUUCGCCGACAUUGCUACCUUGGCGAUUGCGUACGACAAUGCGCCGUUCUCAAUUUCCCCGGUCAAAUGGAACCAGCCCAAGUUGUGGGGUAUUGCCAUCAUCAUGGGCUUUAUCCUGGCGGCUGGAUCCUGGGUCGCAUACGGUACCAUGCUUCUGAAUGGUGAGAGUGGUGGCUUGGUGCAGAACUUCGGUGAUCGCGAUUCGGUGAUGUUCCUUGAGGUCACCCUCACUCAGAACUGGCUGAUUCUCGUCACUCGUCACAUCGAUGGGCCUUUCUGGAAGAAUCUGCCAUCCUGGAAGCUGCUUGCGGCGGUUCUGGCCGUCGAUAUCGCGGGGACGUUGAUGGUGCUCUUUGGCACAUUCGGCCACUCGCCGACAUCCAUCGUGGCCGUGGUUCGCACCUGGGUUUUCUCUGUUGGUGUCAUUGUUAUACUCGGUAUCGUGUAUAACUUCCUGCAGAACUCGCAAGGUUUUGACGACCUCAUGCACGGUCGUAGCCUGCGCGCCAAGUCUCGAGAGCGGUCCUGGGAGGAUUUCUUGCUCUCUCUGCAGCGGGUUUCGACCCAGCAUGAGAAGACGACCUGA